Molecule: messenger RNA, 345 nt
Organism: Cooperia oncophora
Lineage: Eukaryota; Metazoa; Nematoda; Chromadorea; Rhabditida; Trichostrongylidae
Source: the annotation of a GenBank genome assembly
AUGAUGAUGGGUGGUCCGAAUCCACAAAUGGGACCUGGAGGACAUGUGGGAGGAUCCAUGGACCCGCAACAUGACCAACAACAGGUCUACAAUCAAAAACUGCGAAUGCUAAGACCGUACUGCGAGAAUCUCAAGCUGCGGGCACAGCAGUGUCGCAUGGAAGGAAAUAUGGAGGCCGCCCAGAAACUGGAGACAAUGCUUGGCGUGUUGGAAGGCAGGCGUGUCGUCAGUCUGGAAUAUCUGUUGAACCUUGAAAAUUGGAUUCACAAAAAGGCUGACUUCCUGGCAGCAACCACUCACAAUCCUCAUGCGGCAGCCAUGCAAAAUGGUCAUAUGGGUAUGGCU